AUGAACGAUGCCAUAGAUGCCGUAUAUGACCUCCCGGCGCGCUUUGUGGAAUUCUUUGGUGGAAGCAAUGGAGGCAGUGGCGCGGGGACGCCCUCACCCCUCGAAGGCGACCUAAACAAGCUUUUCGACUCGCUGCGAGGGUCGUCCGACAACAAGGAUCACAUGGGCAUCGACUCGACGACGAGCUACCUCACCGAGACGCUGGGCGUCAACCCUGAGAAUGCCGAGCUGCUCGUCGUCAUGGAGAUUGUCCAGGCCCCGGCGGUGGGCGAGAUAACGCGUAAAGGCUUUGUCGACGGCUGGAAAUCCACGGGAGUGCAAGCGACGAACAAGGACCAUGCCAAGCACAUCAAGUCGCUCGUCAAGAAGCUGUCCACAGACCAGGCCCUCUUCAAGAAGGUCUACCGCCACACGUUCAUCGCCGCCAAGGAACAGGACCAAAAAGCCAUCAGCCUCGAGUACGCCCAGAUCUACUGGGAGACGCUCUUUGCGCCGCCGGGCUGGCAGUGGGCAUCACAGAACCACAACUGGCUCGAGCUGUGGAACUCGUUCCUCGCCGCCAAGUGGACGCGCUCCGUCAACAAGGACAUGUGGAACAUGACGCUCGAGUUUGCCUACAAGUCCCUGGAGGACGAGACGCUGUCCUUCUGGAGCGAGGACGGCGCGUGGCCGAGCGUCCUUGACGAGUUUGUCGCGUGGUGCCGCGAAGAGAAGGGAAUCAAGCCGGAGACGAUGGACACGGAUGCGUAG
Messenger RNA from Verticillium nonalfalfae, 750 nucleotides. RefSeq names its product DCN1-like protein 4 (gene DCUN1D4). The coding region runs from base 1 to 750 and encodes 249 amino acids. The transcript is spliced from 5 exons. The record is from RefSeq and is a predicted model, not a curated record. Gene Ontology annotation, biological process: positive regulation of ubiquitin-protein transferase activity; protein neddylation. Gene Ontology annotation, molecular function: ubiquitin conjugating enzyme binding; ubiquitin-like protein binding; cullin family protein binding. Gene Ontology annotation, cellular component: ubiquitin ligase complex. Lineage: Eukaryota; Fungi; Ascomycota; Sordariomycetes; Glomerellales; Plectosphaerellaceae.